AUGGAACUGGAAGUCCGCGGAACAGGCGGAACUCAACGAGACCGUCUGCGCAGCCGCGUAGAAAGUCACCGCGCGGAACUUAAACGACUAACCCAAGAAUUUCAACUAUCCCGAAAGCCCAAAGAGGAAAUCGUGGACUUGAACGUCCUGGACGAAUGGGACAAUGAAGUCGUCACCGAAGACCAAAAAUCCCGGCUUCUCGACACUUCAGAGCGCAUCGAUCGCACUGGAAGAACUCUGCAAAAUGGCUACCGUAUGAUUCUUGAAACUGAAGACAUUGGCGCGCAGGUUCUCAAGGAUUUGAGCGAACAAAGAGAAACUAUUCAAAGAGGCCGAUCUCGGGCAAGUUUUUAA
Molecule: messenger RNA, 354 nt
Organism: Cotesia congregata
Lineage: Eukaryota; Metazoa; Arthropoda; Insecta; Hymenoptera; Braconidae
Source: the annotation of a GenBank genome assembly